GAAGAUAAUGUUAGAUCCCAUCAUAGACCCCGACGAUGGCGAGGGCCGUGCGAUGGAGCGUGAGGCGUUUGCGGCGCACAUGCAACAGUUCUCCGUGCGGCCAGUAACAGGCUUUGGCAAGCUAACAUCUCCGUUGCAAACGCUUCAUUCAUUAAAAGAAGCCAUCGACGUUUUUAUAGUGGACAACGGGAAACUGGAGGACGUCCAGGGCAGGCCUCCCAAGCGAGCUUGUACGGACCACGCAAGCACGCAAGCCCUCACGGCGUCCUGUGGUCCUGCUCACCCCACCACCUCCCACACCUGUACCUCUUCUGCGCCUUUGGGCGCACCUAUCGUCACGCUUUUGGAGUUUACGUCCGACGAAGUUCCCGUGUCGUACAUUUGCCCGCUUAGCCGCAAGCUGAUGCUGGAUCCGGUGCUGGAUCGGAACAACCCCGGUGUGUCUUGGGAGCGGACUGCCAUCGAGGCGCACAUGGAGGUGUACGGCAGUAAUCCGUUGACAGGCACGCCGCUGACCCCCGCUGACCUCAUUCCCGCGCGCAACAUCCGGAGCGCCAUCGGGCUGUGGAUGCGCAAGCACACGCGCGCUUUCGCAGCUGCUACUUCCGCCGCGGCUACAACUCGGACCGCAAUCGUACGACGAACCGCAGAUGUAGCUGCCUUGGAUAGCGAUGGUAUGGUAGGACAUGUACGGC
Astrephomene gubernaculifera is the source of this 695-nucleotide messenger RNA. The record is from the annotation of a GenBank genome assembly. NCBI's taxonomy places the organism in Eukaryota, Viridiplantae, Chlorophyta, Chlorophyceae, Chlamydomonadales, Astrephomenaceae.